AUGAUCGCUGAGGAGGACAAGCCGGUCAUUGGUGGCUCUACGCUGGAGCGCCGCAAGAGCAAAUCAAGGCAGAGGAUGGAAGGUGAUACACAUGAUAACUAUCUGCGCACGGCAGAAUCCACGGCCAUUGAUUGCAUGUAUAGAUUCUGCAGGGCAAUUGUGGUGAUUUUUGGAGACAUCUAUCUGCGCACACCCAAUGCAGCAUAUACAACUCGGAUAUUGGCACAAAAUGCAGAGAGGGGUUUUCCUAGGAUGAUUGGAAGCAUCGUCUGUAUGCACUGGGCAUGGAAGAACUGCCCAUUUGCACACAAGGGCAUAUAUAAGGGACACAAGGGUGCAUGCAGUAUGACGCUUGUCGAAGGCAAUUCCCCUCCGGUGCAGUUUGAGAUCAAUGCCCACCAGUAUGACAAUGGCUACUAUCUUGCAGAUGGUAUCUAUCCAAAAUGUGAAGGAGAUAUGCCCUAG
Messenger RNA from Lolium perenne, 465 nucleotides. RefSeq lists its product as uncharacterized. The record is from RefSeq and is a predicted model, not a curated record. NCBI's taxonomy places the organism in Eukaryota, Viridiplantae, Streptophyta, Magnoliopsida, Poales, Poaceae.